Molecule: messenger RNA, 1037 nt
Organism: Ceratina calcarata
Lineage: Eukaryota; Metazoa; Arthropoda; Insecta; Hymenoptera; Apidae
Product: NFU1 iron-sulfur cluster scaffold homolog, mitochondrial
Exons: 4
Coding region: 130-978 (282 amino acids)
Biological process (GO): iron-sulfur cluster assembly
Cellular component (GO): mitochondrion
Molecular function (GO): iron-sulfur cluster binding; iron ion binding
Source: RefSeq, a predicted model, not a curated record
GCGCGGCGCUAUGAUCGAAAUUCCUCAACCAGACGUGUUUGUUGAGAUCUGUCGACAACAUCGUAGACGUGACAUUUAGAAAUAGCGCAAAAUAAAUCAACGUAAUAAUGAUAUACUAACGAAGAGUAAAUGAAUGCAAAUAUAAUGGAUAAGAUUUUAGCGAACACGUUGAAUGUCAGCCGGCGAUUAGCGCGUAGAACCACCGCGACUUGUCAACGUUUCAAGACUUGCGAAGAUCAUCCUGUACGAAUGUAUACGGAUUACAAUAACCGCGCGUUAAAAUCGUGCCUGCUCGCUCCUACGAAACCAGCAAUCAACAUCACGCAAAAGCGGACGAUGUUUAUACAAACGCAGGACACGCCGAAUCCUAACAGUUUGAAGUUUCUACCUGGCAUCUCGGUACUAGAACCAGGCCAGACUAAGGAUUUCCCGAACGCUCCGGACGCGUAUUGCUCUCCGCUCGCGAAAAUGUUGUUCCGCAUCGAGGGCGUGAAAGCUGUAUUUUUCGGACCGGAUUUCAUUACAGUAACAAAGACGGACGAGGACGUCGAAUGGAGAUUAUUAAAACCAGAGAUAUUCGCUGUAAUCAUGGACUUCUUUGCAUCGGGCUUACCUGUUUUAACGGACGAGCAGCCUGCAUCUGAUACCCAAAUUAGCGAGGAUGAUAGUGAGAUAGUCCAAAUGAUAAAGGAGUUACUGGACACCCGAAUACGACCGACGGUGCAGGAGGAUGGGGGUGACAUCGUGUUUAUGGGUUUCGAAGAAGGGAUAGUGAAGUUGAAGAUGCAAGGUUCGUGCACGAACUGUCCGAGUUCCGUAGUCACUUUAAAGAACGGCGUUCAGAACAUGAUGCAGUUCUAUAUCCCAGAGGUUCUCGGUGUGAUACAGGUAGAGGAUGAUACUGAUAAAAUAGCGAAGAAGGAGUUUGAGAAGUUCGAGGCGAAGAUUAAGCAGGCUAAAACUAGUGAAAAAGAAUAAAUAGUUUAGUGAUGUAUGUAAAAGUUUUAUGUAAAUACAAAUAAAUUAAAUCGCGUGUA